Messenger RNA from Podospora pseudopauciseta, 1082 nucleotides. RefSeq lists its product as uncharacterized. Lineage: Eukaryota; Fungi; Ascomycota; Sordariomycetes; Sordariales; Podosporaceae. The record is from RefSeq and is a predicted model, not a curated record. Gene Ontology annotation, cellular component: ribosome; mitochondrion. Bases 1 to 867 code for a protein of 288 amino acids. Gene Ontology annotation, biological process: translation. Gene Ontology annotation, molecular function: structural constituent of ribosome. The transcript is spliced from 3 exons.
AUGGCGGGACCAGUGGUGAGCAGAUCGCCAGCAUGCCUUUGGUGCGUGCGGAGGCUAGCACAGCCCUUUCUAUCCCCCAACGGUCCCGUCAACUCCCUCCCACUGGUUCAAACUCGAGCAAAGUCCACCCAUCUCGUCCCCAGCGACAAGGGAGUUGUCGUCCGCCUGUUAGCAAAUAUCCCCAAGUUUGGCAGGAAAGAUGCCAUCUUCCGUGUCGAGCGCGGCCGCAUGCGCAACGAGUGGUUUCCCCGCAAAUUGGCGGAAUAUAUGACUGUGGCCCGCUUCAAGGAGCUCGGCCUAUCCCUCAAGAAUGAUGUCGGCGAGAGGGACCCGACGUUUGUCGAUAUGAAGGUGCUGGAGCAGUUGCCUGCCACGAAGCCACCUGCCCCGGUAGCCGAACCUCAGCAGGCCGCCAAGCCUGUGAAGAAGACCAUCAAGCCGGAGAGAGUGCGUGAGCUUCUUGAAAGGCUUGUUCCGAAAACCAUCACCUUCUAUCGUAUCCCGAUUCCUGCCCCGCCAUCCAAUACGGCAACCAUAUCACCUCUCGUCGCUGUUGCCGCGGCCCAGGAGACCCCACAGGGACCCCUCGCGAUCUAUGGCUCUGUAUCAACCAAGGACAUUGCGAGUUCGAUAAAGAGCUGCAUAUCUGCCGACGAGGACGGGACUCAGAUCAACAUCGAGCCCGCUCAUGUCACCGUGCUAGGUUUGAAGGACGAAAUCAACAAGAUCAAGGAGCUAGGACGCUUCGAAGUGAAGGUAUCGAUUGGAAACUCGGAUCUGGAGCCUAUCACCAGGUCUGUCGAGGUUCUCCCCAGUGAAGAGAAGACACAAGAGCCACGGCCAGCGUCGAAGAAGACUGCCGUAUAGGAAAGACAAGGAACGUCCCAUGCCAACGGCCGGCUGGUAGCCUGUCAACACUAAGUUGAAUCAGGGGAGUGGACCGGGCUGGAUUGUAUAAUUUAAUUGUAACUAUCACUGUGUACAUACACGUGUACCAUUGCAUGCACCGCUUACGACAUAUUACGAAAACAUUCUAGCCUGAUGAUGCAGCAGGGUCUGCCAUGACUUCCCUGACAUUAUUC